This is a messenger RNA of Chironomus riparius, 11269 nucleotides long. The record is from the annotation of a GenBank genome assembly. NCBI's taxonomy places the organism in Eukaryota, Metazoa, Arthropoda, Insecta, Diptera, Chironomidae.
CUAAGCUCAGUUUUAUUUUUUCGGGUAAGUGAAAAUGGUAAAGUGGAAGAAAAGUAGUGGACUAAUUGUGCUAGUGGCUGUAGUGAUAACAGUGAUAAGUGCAGUGCCUCAAAAAUCACUUGAUAGUGAAAAUGAGGAAUUGGAUGAUAUUGAGCCAUUUGUUGAUGAUGGACGCUUGCCCAAAGAUGUGGUUCCAGUUCAUUAUGAUUUGAGACUGACCACAAAUGUCCAUAAUAAUGGAAAUCGUGCAAUUACCGGUUUCGUGAAAAUUCUUGUGAAAGUUUUGACGGAAACAAACCAAAUUGUGUUACAUAAUAGAGGAUUAAAUAUCAAUUAUGUGAAUUUGUUAACAAAAAGUGGCGCAAGUUCUAUUGAAGUAACCUUUACUCUUGAUAGUUCAAAAGAGUUUCUAAUUAUCAAUCCUGAGAAUGCUCAAAUUGUUCUUCCAGCCGGAAAUGAAUUUUACCUUGAAAUUUCCUUUAACGGAAACUUAAGAACCGAUAUGGGUGGAUUUUAUCGAUCUUUAUACUACGUUACAGGCGAGACAUUGCCUCGAUACCUAGCUGCUACUCAAUUCCAGUCAACAUCAGCUCGCAGUGCUUUCCCAAAUUUUGAUGAACCAGCAUUAAAAGCUACAUUCUCGUUAGCAAUCACACAUGCAUCUCAUUAUGAAGCUAUUUCAAACAUGAAUGGAGUUCGGACCAAAAAUCUCGAUGGAACAACAACAACUUCAUUCGAUGAAACUCCAAUUAUGUCUUCCUAUUUAUUAGCUUUUGUAGUUUCUGAUUUCGCAUAUCGUAGCAUGUACAAUGGACCCGACAAGACAGAACAUCGAGUUUAUGCUCGUGAAGAAGAUGUUGAGAAUGUUAAGAUGUCACUUGUGAAUUCUGAUAUAUUUUUGAGAAAGUUGGAGGAAUAUUGCAAUUAUGUCUAUGAGAUUCCGAAGAUGUAUUCUGCAGCUAUUCCUGAUUUUGCUGCUGGAGCUAUGGAAAAUUGGGGACUUAUCUUAUACAAAGAACAAUUUCUUAUUGUGAAUGAAGAAUCACAUCCACGUGAAAUAUUUGACAUGUACCGUGUUACUGCUCACGAAUUAGCUCAUCAAUUCUUUGGCAACUUAGUAACUUAUGAUUGGUGGGAUAAGAUCUGGCUCAAUGAAGGGUUCGCAACAUUCUUCGAGUAUCUCCUGGUCGAGUUGACAUAUCCAAAUGAAAAUAUGCGCGGUCAAUUCAAUGUCAGAAAAACACAAAAUGCAUUCAGACGUGAUUCAUUACAUUCAACGGAACCAAUGACUACAGAAAAUAAUAAACCAACAGAAAUUAAUUACGAUAAGGGUGGUGCGGUGAUUCGAAUGUUCCAAUAUACAAUGGGCGAUGACUUAUUUAGAGCUGCACUCAGCAAAUAUCUAACUGAUAAUAAUCAUAAACCUGUUAAUACAGAAGAUUUAUUGGGAGUGUUUGAAGAUAUAAUUGCCGAUGAUGGUGGAAUUGCUGGACUGAACAUUACAAGAGCCUUCAAAACCUGGGAAUUGCAAAAAGGAUAUCCAAUGAUAACAGUGUCCUUCAAUUCAGCCGCAAAUCAAUUCGAAGUCACACAGGAACAUUACUUGUCGAUUUCGGAACAGAAAUUAUCAGAUGAUGAUAGUAGCUGGUACAUUCCGUUAAGCUACACAACUGGAGCAGUCCCCGACUUUGAAAAUAACAUUUUUACUGACUACUUUGUUGAUGGUACGUCUCAAAAGAAUAUUUCAACAGCUGGAAUUUCAGGAUUUGAUGGAAGUCAAUGGUUUAUCUUCAAUAUCCAGCAACUUGGAUUCUACAGAGUCAAUUAUGAUGAAAAUAACUGGAAAAAUAUCAUUAGCAUCCUCAAUAGUGACAAUUAUGAACAAAUUGAUGUCCUUAACCGUGCACAACUUGUCGAUGAUGCCUUAACAUUCGCAUUUGAUGGAGUCAUUUCCUAUGACAUUGCAUUCAGUGUAAUCAGCUAUUUAGAACGUGAAACAAACUACAUUCCUUGGUAUCCAGUCUCAAUUCACUUUGAUAAACUUGAUUAUAUCUUGAAAGGAACUCAACUCCAUGGUUCUUUUAAAAGAUUUGUCAGAAAAAUUAUGAGAAGACUCUACGUUGUGAAUGGACUUGAAAAUGUUCCAUCUGAUCCAGUUUUCAAUAAAUUUUCAAGGGAAUUAUCAAUCGAUUGGACAUGCCGAAUGGGUGAUCAGAACUGCUUGAACUACGCACACUCACAAUUGACAAAAGAAAAUCCAAAACCUGUUGAACUCGCACUUCUCUGUAAUGGAUUUAAAGGACUCAAUAGACAAACUGAAUUCAUCAAUAUUUACAGAAAGUUCCAAGCUUCAAGUGAUCAAAAUGACCGAAUUAGAUAUCUUGAUUCUCUUAUUUGUUCAUCAGAUCCAAAGACUAUUGGUGAUUUACUUGAAACAACAAUUGGAUCUGGAUCUGAAUCAUUCUACAGAUCUCAUGAACGUUCGAGAAUUUACAGCCUUUUGGUGUCAAGAAGUUCAGUUGGACUGGAAGUUUUGCUCAACUUUAUUCUUCGCUUCUAUGAUGAAAUUCGCUCUGUGAACGGAAAUGUGUUCGACAGUUGGCUAACAACAGCAUCGCGUCGCAUAUCUAACUAUGAUGAUGAAAAACACAUUUUUCAAACAAUUGACCAACUUGAAGCUGCAGGCAGAACUUUUGGUGCAAACCUUCGAACGAAUAUUGCCAAUAAUAUUCAAUUGAACCAUGACUUCAUAUUUAGCAACCGAUACAGCGAUAGCUUGUUGUUUAUCAACAAUUAUUUCAAAGCUAUUGAUGAUGAAGAACAGCAACUGAGAUUAGCACAAACAUCAGAACCACAAAUGUACAGAAUCAAGUUGAAUGUUCCACAAAUCCAAAAUGGAGGUUUACAAUUCACUGGCGAUGUCUCAAUUGACAUCAUGAUCAAGCAAAAUACUGACAAAAUCAUGUUCCAUUCCAAGCAACAAACAAUCAAUGAACUUAGAGUUUUCGAUAGAUUUGGAACUGAAGUGCAAGUUCUUGAUUAUAGUCUUCAAACUGCUGGAGAUUCAUUGACAAUUUAUUUCAUGGAUAUUUUGAGUGUUGGAAGUAAAAUCACAGUUAACAUCAAGUAUUCUGCAAACUUAUUGACAUCAAGUACUGGAUUUUACCGCACAUCUUAUGUAGAAAAUGGACAAACAAGAUACUUGGCAGCAACCCAGUUCCAACCUUCAUCAGCUCGUUAUGCUUUUCCUUGCUAUGAUGAGCCUGGCUUCAAAACUCCAUUUGAAUUGAGUAUCACACAUGACAAAUCAUAUUCAGCUAUCGCAAAUACAUUCGGAAUUGACUUUGACAAUGGUGAUGGAACAGUAACAACAGAAUUCGAGAGAACUCCACUAAUGAGUUCAUAUCUUGUGGCAUUUGUCGUGUCUGAUUUUGCACACAUCACAAAUGAAGAAACUCGAGGAACACGAGAGACUUUACAUAGAGUUUGGACAAAACCUGGUUCGAUUUCUAAGGCUAAUUAUGGUUUGGAAAAUUCAGUUAAAGCUUUACAAACUCUUGAAAAUUAUUGUGGAUUUGACUAUGUCCUUCCAAAAGUUGACUCUGCUGCUAUUCCAAACAAAAAUUCAGCAAUGGAAAAUUGGGGUAUGGUGACAUACUGGGAGACAGCAAUGAUAUACCAAGAAGACUUCAACAACAUCUCACAUUCACUGAAAUUAAGUGGAGUAACUGUUAUUGCUCAUGAACUUGCUCAUCAAUUCUUUGGUGAUGCUGUUACUUGCCAAUGGUGGGAUCAAAUCUGGUUGAAUGAAGGAUUUGCUACACUCUUCGAACGUGUUCUAGUUGACAUUAUGGAACCAACAUGGAGAUCUCAUCACUUUAUGAAUGCAUUCUCAAUUCAUAAUCGUGCAUUCAUCAAUGAUGCAAGAGAAACUACAAGACCAAUGACUUGGGAUGUGAACACACUCACGGAAAUCAGUAACUCGUUUGAUCGCGUUGCUUAUGAAAAAUCUGGUGCUGUAUUGAGAAUGUUCUUGUAUACAAUUGGAGAAAAUAAUUUCAAGAAAUCUCUUCAAAAAUACCUAAAAACUUACAACAACAAGCCAGUCAUCUCACAAAACUUGAUUGACACAAUUGUACUUACAUUAAAUGAAAACAACGCAUAUAAAAUUGACUUUGACAGAGCCUUCAGAACAUGGGAGAAUCAAAGAGGAUAUCCAUUACUCAAUGUUAAAUAUGAUCCAUCAUCCAGAGUAUUCCGUCUCACUCAAGAGAGAUUCUUUGAGACCAGGAAAGUCAAUUCCGAUGAUCAAAGCAGUUGGUACAUUCCACUCAAUUUCGCAACAUCUUUGAGUCCAACCUUUGAUACCACAAUCAACUACUACUUCGAAAAUGGAGUCCAAGAGCUUACGAUUCCAAUCAACAACUUCGAUUUGAGCUACUGGUAUGUCUUCAAUAAGCAACAACUUGGAUACUAUCGUGUAAACUACGAUGCAGCUAAUUGGAGAUCGUUGAGCUUUGCCUUGAACAGUGCUGAAUAUUCCAAGAUCCACAUCAUGAAUCGUGUCCAAUUAAUUGACGACUCAUUUGCACUUGCACAAGGAGGAUAUAUUGACUUGACUGUUGCUUAUGACAUUCUCAAAUAUCUUGAUCGAGAAGAUGACUUCUUCCCAUGGUAUACAUGCUAUCGAUAUCUUAAUACUUUGUUCACUGUUUAUGGAAAUAAGAACGAGAAGUUGAAUAAAUUCUUCAACAAGCUCUCAGACAAGUUCUACAACAAAUAUAAGCUAACAACACUCGGAACAAUUCCAGAUGAAAUCGUCCCAGAAAGAUAUGGACGUGAUUAUGCAACAUACUUUGCUUGUAAUCACAGAAAUGAACAAUGUCUUAAAGAUUCGUAUGAUGUACUCUCUAGAUUUGCUGACGAAGGUGUCCUUGUUCCAAAUGGAUUGGAGAGAAUCUACUGCACUGGUUUAAGAGGAGUUGAUAAACAAGAAUUGUUCACUAAAAUAUGGAACAUCAUGUCAAACACAGCUGACACAGCAUUCAAAUCAACACUGAUUAAUGCAUUAGGAUGUUCUGAUGAUCCAGAAGCACUCAGAGAUUAUCUCGAUACUUCUGUGGGAAGUGCAAAUAGUGUCAAUUACACAACUUCAGAAAGAUUGGCCGUUUUCAAUGCAGUUUUGACCAGUUAUUCAGGCUUACCAGCCACAAUUGAAUUCUUGAAAAGAGAACAAAAUGCAGCAAUUUCCAGCUAUCGCACAACAUUGAUGAAUCUUCUUACAAGCAUGGCAAACACAAUCAGAAAUGAGGACGAUCAAAUGUUGUUCCUUUCAUUCUUAAUGACUAGAUCAGAACUGACUGGUGAUAACUUCUUGUCACUCGCACGUAUUAUCUCAAACAAUUUGGAUAGACAGAAGUCAGCACAAUACUUACAACACAUGAAUCAAAUCGAGAGAAUUUUGAACGAAUGGGACAGUGGAGUGUCAGAUGAAGGACAAGUCUGGAGACUUCCAAAGAAGUCUAAGCCAACUUACUACAGAGUUCAUCUUGAUGUUAGAAAUAUUCACACUGGAAACCGUGCCUACUCUGGCGAUACCACAAUUCAUGUUGAUAUCCUUGAAAAAACUGAUCGUAUCAUAUUCCAUUCUAAGAAUCAAGUCUUUAAUUCAGUUACUGCUAUAAAUUUAAGAACAAACAGUAUAAUUGACAUCAUUAAUUAUCGUCUCACUCCUGCUUAUGAAACAAUCAUCGUCUAUUUCGCAAAUGAACUUCCUGCCGGUACGAAGAUAUCAGUAAAUCUCAAAUACACAACAAGUCUUGCUACAUCAUCAACUGGCUUUUAUCAAACAUCUUACACCAUGUAUGGAAGAACUAGAUAUGUAGGAACAACACAAUUUGAGGAAACUGGUGCUAGAUAUGCAUUCCCAUGCUAUGAUGAACCAGAAUUUAAGGCUGUGUUCGAGCUAUCAUUCACUCAUGACUCCUCAGUUACUGUAUUUGCAAAUACAUUCGAAACUGUUGUUGAUAACAACGACGGAACGGGAACAUUCACAACAUCAUUCGAGAAAUCACCAAUCAUGAGUUCAUACCUUAAUGCAUUCGUUGUAUCAGAUUUGCAAUACAUUGAUAAUUCAGCAACUAAGACAGAGGAUGAAACUCUUCACAGAAUUAUUGUCCGUGAGGACUCACUCGAGAAGGCCCCUUAUGCGCUGGAAAAUUCAAUUAAAGCUUUAAAGGCAUUAGAAGAAUAUGUUGGAUAUAAAUAUGAAAUGCCUAAAGUAGAUUCAGCUGGUGUUCCUGGAAAGUCUGGUGCUAUGGAGAAUUGGGGAAUGGUUAUUUACAGAGAAAAUGCUAUGAUAUAUGAUGUAGAUCCUGACAAUGUCCCACAUACACAAAAGUUCAGUGGAGUUAGAGUUAUCUCCCACGAAUUAGCUCAUCAAUUCUUCGGAAAUGCCGUAACAUGCUCAUGGUGGAGCUACAUUUGGCUUAAUGAAGGUUUUGCACAACUUUUGCAGUACACAUUGACUGAUAUGUUCCAACCAGACUGGAGAAUGAUUGAUUUCAUGAAUAUUUUAGCCGUUCAGUCAACUGCAUUUAGAGUUGAUGCUCGAACUACAACACGUCCAAUGACUAAAGAUGCUAAUACAAUCACUGAAAUUGGAAAUUUGUUUGACAGCAUUGCUUAUGAUAAAUCCGCCAGCGUCCUUCGUACUUUUGAACAUGCAAUGGGAUCGAAUCUUUUCAAACAAGCAUUGAAUCUUUAUGUCACUACAUAUGAUCAUCAACCUGCUGUUUCACAAAACUUGAUUGACUCAUUCAAGACAACAUUCCAAAGGAACAGCUACAACGCAUUUGACUUUGAGAGAGCAUUUAGAACUUGGGAGACACAAUCUGGUUUCCCAUUGAUUCAUGUUCGAUAUGACUUGGAAACUCUUUCAUUCCGCGUCAGACAAGAAAGAUUCUUUGAACAGAAGAGCUUAAAUAAUAAUGAUCAAUCAAGCUGGUACAUUCCACUCAAUUAUGGAACUCAAAAUAACCCCAACUUUGGCAGUACAUUAGCUACUGACUACUUCUUGAAUGGAGAAGCAGAAAAAUCUAUUGAUGCAGUUCCUGGCGAGUGGUAUGUCUUCAAUAAACAACAAAGAAGCUACUAUCGAGUCAAUUAUGAUGAAUCAAACUGGGUUGCAUUGAGCAACGUCCUCAGCAGUGAUGAUUAUGAUAAGAUCCAUGUCAUGAACAGAGCUCAACUUAUUGAUGACUCAUUUGCACUUGUCAUUGCUGGAUAUCUUAACGAUUAUCAAACAGCUUAUGAUAUCUUGAAAUAUUUGGUCAAUGAAGAUGAUUAUUUCCCAUGGUAUCCAGCUAACCGUUACAUCAGUCCACUUUAUAGUGUAUUCGGAACUAAGAAUGAAGCUUUAAACUCUUUCAUCAGAAAACUAUCUGAAAAGUUCUAUGCCAAAUACAAACUUCCAGCUGACAAUACCAUUCCAAAGGAUGCUUUACCUGAACGCUAUGGACGGGAUUUAGCAACAAAUCUUGCAUGUAACUCCGGAAAUGAUCAAUGUUUGAAAGACACUUUCCAACUUAUCAAGCAAUAUGCCAAUGAUGACAUAAGAAUACCCAAUGGAUUAGAAAGCAUGUACUGUCAUGGUUUCAGAGGAACUGGCAAGCAAGAUGAAUUUGUAAAGGUUUGGAGAAAGAUGCAAAUCACAGCUGAUACAACAUUCAAGACAACUUUAAUCAAUGGUUUGGGAUGUACAGAUGAUAAGGAUGCUCUUACUGACUAUUUGGAAUCAACACUUGGAUCUGGAGCUAGUCAAGUCAAUUACACACAAACAGAACGUCGUGCUGUAUUCACUGCAGUAUUAAAGAGUUACUCAUCAUUGCCAGUUGUUGUUGAAUUCUUAAAUAAAUUUGAACUUGACAUUAUUUCACGAUAUGGAUGGACUCUACAGACAAUUCUCAGUAAUGUUGCUACUACAAUCAGAACUAAGGAUGAUCAAAUAAUCUUCACUGACUACUUGUUGACAUUACAACAUUUGAGUAUAGAUGUCUUAGCUUCACUUUUGAAGACCAUGUCCAACAAUAUGAAUCAACAGACAGCAUUCACAAAUGCAAGACAAAUGGAAAUCAUCAAAACCAUAGCUAAUGAAUGGGAAUUCGGUAUCAUUGAUGGACAUCAGUUGAGAUUACCGGAAACAUCAAUGCCAGAGUAUUACAAGAUUCAUCUUGAUGUAAGAAACAUCCAUUCUGGAGAUCGUGCAUACACAGGAGAAGUAAGAAUCGAUAUUGUCAUGCUUGAAAUGACAAAUCGCAUCAUCUUCCACUCAAAGAAUCAAGUCAUAAAUGAGAUCACAGCUUAUGAACGAACAUCAGGAAGAGAAAUCAAGGUUGCCAACUACCGUCUUUUCCCAUCAGCUGACACAAUUUUGAUUUUCUUCGAAGAUGCAUUGACUUCAGGUGCUAAAAUUGCUGUCAACAUCAAAUAUUCAACGAGCUUAUUAACUGCUGCAUACGGAUUCUAUCAAACUUCAUACAGUAUGUAUGGAACAACGAGAUACGUUGCAGCUACACAAUUUGAACCAGCAAGAGCUCGAUAUGCAUUCCCAUGCUACGAUGAGCCAGAAUUUAAGGCUGUAUUUGAACUUUCAUUCUCACAUCACUUCUCAGUCAAUGUCUUUUCUAAUACCAUGGAACAUGUUGUUGCUGAUAAUGACGGUUCUGGAUUAUUUACAACUCACUUCAAACCAUCACCAAUCAUGAGUUCGUACUUGAAUGCCUUUGUUGUGUCAGAUUUCACAUACAUCAGUAAUGCAAACACUAAAGGACCUAAUGAAACUUUACAAAGAAUAAUCAUCAGUGAAGAUUCAAUCGAAAAGGCUGAUUUAGCAUUGGAUAGUUCAAUUGCUGCUUUGAAAGCUCUUGAAGAAUAUGUUGGAUUCAAAUAUGAGUUGGAGAAGCUUGAUUCAAUCAUGGUUCCUGGAAAAGGUGGUGCAAUGGAAAAUUGGGGAUUAAUCACUUACGUACCGUCUGCAUUAGUUUACGAUGUUGAUCCAAAAGACAGUCCACAUUCACAAGUUUUCAGCGGUGUUCGAGUCAUUUCUCAUGAAGUUGCUCAUCAGUUCUUUGGAAAUGCGGUCACAUGUCAUUGGUGGAGUUACAUCUGGAUGAAUGAAGGAUUUGCUCAAUACUUACAAUACAAACUAACAGACAUGUGGUUACCUGAAUGGAGAAUGCAAGAUUACAUGAACAUUCUAUCAGUUCAGGGAUCUGCAUUUAUUGUUGAUGCUCUAAAUACAACAAGAGCUAUGACAUCUGGUGCAUUAACAACAACAGAAAUCAGUGGAUUGUUCGAUAAUAUUGCUUAUGAUAAGUCCGGAAGUGUUCUUCGUAUGUUUGAGUAUGCAAUCGGAGAACAAUUAUUCAGACAGUCAUUGAACUUAUAUGUCACCGUCAACAACCACAAAGCUCCAGUCUCACAAGCACUUAUGGAUGCAUUUACAGAAACCCUUUCCAGAGCUGGAUACAAGUUAGACUUUGAUCGAGCAUUCAGAACAUGGGAAAGAACAAAAGGAUAUCCAGUCAUUAAUGUCAGUUACAAAUCAGAUAUUCAAUCAUUCAGAAUAAAACAAGAACGAUUCUUUAGCAACAAAGCACAAAGAGUUAAUGAUGGAAGUAGCUGGUAUAUUCCAUUGACUUAUACAACAUCCAAAAAUCCAAACUUUGAUGACACAUCAGUAACUGACUAUUUCAUUGAUGGAGAAGAAAUGUGGAAUAUUUUGGCUCCAGAACAUGAUUCACAGAGCUGGUAUGUCUUCAAUAAACAACAACGAGGAUAUUAUCGUGUCAAUUAUGAUGCAAACAACUGGAAAUUAUUGAGUAAUGUACUCAGCAGUGCUGAUUAUAAUAAGAUUCAUGUCAUGAAUAGAGCUCAACUUAUUGACGAUUCAUUUGCACUUGUCUCUGCUGGAUAUUUGACUGACUAUGAAACUGCUUAUGAUAUUUUAAAAUAUUUGGUUAAUGAGGAUGACUUCUUCCCAUGGUACACAGCUAAUAGAUAUAUCAAUCCACUCUAUAGUGUCUUUGGAAACAAAAAUGCAGUCUUGAAUAACUUCAUCAAGAAACUUUCAGCUAAGUUCUAUGGCAAAUAUAAACUUCCAGCAAAUCAAGUCAUUCCUGAUGACAUUAUUCCUGAACGCUAUGGACGAUCAUACGCAAUGAACCUUGCUUGUGUCUCUGGAAAUGAGCAGUGCUUAGAAGACACUUUAAGACUUGUCAGCAACUAUGCAAAUUUCAGUCAACCAAUUCAUAAAGGAUUAGAAAGCAUCCUUUGUCACGGUAUGAGAGGACCUAAUUCUUUCGAAACAUUUGUAGCUUUAUGGAGACGUUCCCAACUCACUGCUGAUGCUUCAUGGAAAACAACUUUAUUAAAUUCAUUGGGAUGCACAAACGAUGAAACAUUAUUGUUUGAUUAUUUGGAAUCAGCUUUAGGAUCUGGAAGUGGAAAUGUCAACUACACUCUCAGUAAUCGUCAAGCUGUCUUCUCAGCUUCACUACAAAGCAAAGUCAUUGUUCCAGUUUUCGUUAAAUUUAUGACCAAAAACUCAGCUACAGCUAUUUCAACAUUUAGAUAUUCAUUAGCACAAAUGAUCACCAUGGUUGCUAAUACAGUUAGGACAAGAAAUGACCAGCUUCUUCUUAUAGAUUAUAUGGCAACAGCAAAUGGAUUAUCUGGAGAUGAAUUCAAAUCUAUUUUAUUUUUGAUGACAAAUGCAUUGACUCAACAACAACAGCCUCAAUAUGCUCGUCAAAUUCAACUGAUGGGUGUUAUCUUUCCAUUAGAUCCGAACGAUGAGGAAACAACAAUUAGCCCUAGAAUAACUACGGAAACGGAACCGGAUACGACAACCACAUCUUUAACAACUAGUAGUACAACAACUGCAUCUCCAACAACCAGCAGUGCAACAACCAGCAGUACAACAACCAGCAGUACAACAACCACAUCUCCAACAACCAGCAGUUCAACAACCACAUCUCCAACAACCAGCAGUACAACAACCACAUCUUUAACAACCAGUAGCACUUCAACAUCUACGACCACAACGAGUAGCCCAAAUAAUAUCCCAACCACAACCCAGGAACCAACAACACAAGCUCCAACGACUCAAGCUCCAACAUCAACAACUCCCAACAGUUCAAUAUCAAUCAGUGCAAAUCUGAGCAUUUUAGUUUUAUGUGCUGUUCUGACAAUUUUCUUCAGAAAUUAA